This is a messenger RNA of Candida dubliniensis CD36, 531 nucleotides long. Its product is annotated as riboflavin kinase. Gene Ontology annotation, cellular component: mitochondrion. Bases 1 to 531 code for a protein of 176 amino acids. The transcript has a single exon. Gene Ontology annotation, biological process: FMN biosynthetic process; riboflavin biosynthetic process. The record is from RefSeq and is a predicted model, not a curated record. Gene Ontology annotation, molecular function: riboflavin kinase activity. NCBI's taxonomy places the organism in Eukaryota, Fungi, Ascomycota, Pichiomycetes, Serinales, Debaryomycetaceae.
AUGACAGUUUCUAACGACACUUCUAUUACUUAUCCUAUCCAACAACAAGCUUCUAUUAUCGCUGGAUUUGGAAGAGGAUCAUCUGAACUUGGAAUCCCCACCGCCAAUAUUCCCAUCAAUACUGAGCUAAAUAAAUUAGAGCCCGGGAUAUAUUAUGGAUGGUGUAAAUUGAUCCCAUUAACAGCACAAUGUGAUGAAAUCAAGAAAAGAGUAGAUGGCAAAGAUGUAUUAUUUAAUCAUGGCAAUGAAUUGACCAACGAAGAAAAAGAUAUUUUCCCCAUGGUGAUGUCAAUAGGUUGGAACCCUUAUUAUCACAACAAAGAUAAAACUGCCGAAGUUCAUAUAAUUCAUAAGUUUCAUGAAAAUUUCUAUGGAUCAAAGAUUGAAUAUGUUGUAUUGGGAUAUAUUCGACCAGAAUUGAACUUUAAUAGUAUAGAUGAAUUAAUCGACACUAUAAAUUCCGAUAUUGAAUAUGCUAAGCUGAAAUUAAAGAGUGAUGAACAAAGUGGUAAAGAAUAUUUUACGAAAUGA